CAAUCACAGAAUCAACCAAAAGGAUUAAACUUAAACCUCCCUUUUCUUUGGGGAUCUAGCAAUUCAAAUUAAAGCACAUAAUAGAGCUGUUAGAUGGAACCAUUUGAGCCUCAGAAUUUCAUAAAACCAAACCUUUUUUUCUUUUUUACUAGUAAACUAAACAAACUUUUUUUCUUAUAUAAAUAAUCAAAUAAGAAAUUUUAAUAGGUUAUGAAAAAUGGAGAGACACGCUACGCAAUUGCAAGUUUGCAACCCGAUCUUUCUUUCUAUGUUUUCUCGAGCGUUUCUUUCCUUCUCUCGCAUAAAAAAGGAAACAAACGGUACUUAUAAAUAUAUAUUUUUAAACGUUGUAUAUAUUGAUGCAUCGCUUUUCUCUCUCUUAGUUCAAAUUUCGAAAUUCGGAAGAUGCUCCUCCGAAGCCACUGUUGCUACUACCUUACCAUCAUCACCGCGCUGGCAGUGUUCCUUGCAACGACGUCGUUCGCCGACGCCCAAUCCUGCAACGGCAUCCUCGUCUCCUACGCCCACACCGGCGGCGUGCGGCUGCCGCCGAAUGUCUCCGACCCGGCAAAGCAGCCUUACCGGUUCGAGUCGACGGUGACGGUACUCAACAACGGCCUCGACGAGCUCAAGUCGUGGAAGGUCUUCGUUGGGUUCGACCACGACGAGUUGUUGGUCUCCGCCUCCAAUGCUGUGCUCGCCGACGGCACCACCCUCCCCGCCGCCGUCGGAAACGGCACCGUCUUCGCCGGCUUCCCCAUGACCGAUCUCAAGACCGCCGUCGAAACCGCCGGCGACUUGACCCAGAUGCAGGCUCAGAUAGAACUCGUCGGCACCGUGUUCGGGGUGGCGCCGCCCAGUGUUCCGAUGCCGAAAUCCAUCAACCUCGCCAAUGAUGGAUUCCUCUGUCGCAGAUCCACCGCUCAAGGGAAGAAUGCGAGUAGUGUGUGUUGCACGAGAGAUCCCAAAUUCAAAACUAACAUUACUACGGAUGAAGAGUUUCUGCCACGUCAGAGUGGUGAUCUUACCAUUAUGUAUGAUGUGAUCAGAACUUAUGAUUCAAAUUACUGGGCUGAGGUUACUAUUGCAAACCAUAACCCACUUGGGAGGCUUGACAACUGGAGGUUGAGCUGGGACUGGAUGAAUGAUGAGUUUAUUUAUUCAAUGAAAGGGGCUUAUCCUUCUGUUGUGGAUGCUUCUGAUUGUCUCUUUGGUAAGCAAGGAACAUUCUACAGGGAUCUUGACUUUGCCCAUGUGUUGAAUUGUGAGAGGAGGCCAACCAUAAUUGAUCUCCCUCCCACCAAGUUCAAUGAUUCCGACCUUGGGAAGAUUCCCUUUUGCUGCCGGAAUGGCACUAUUUUGCCUCCAUCGAUGGAUCCUAGCAUGUCUGCUUCGAGAUUCCAAAUGCAGGUCUUCAAGAUGCCACCAGCGCUUAACCGAUCCCAGCUUUUGCCCCCGCAGAACUGGAACAUAAGUGGCACACUCAACCCUGACUAUAAAUGUGGCCCUCCUGUAAGAGUGAGUCCUACUGAAAAUCCUGACCCAUCCGGCUUACCAUCAAACAAAACUGUGAUGGCCAGUUGGCAGAUUGUGUGCAACAUAACAACAGCCAAGAGAACAUCAAGUAAAUGCUGUGUCUCGUUUUCAUCUUAUUACAAUGAUUCAGUUAUUCCGUGCAAAACAUGUGCUUGUGGAUGCCCCAAGAACGCAGAGAGAACAUGUAGUACUACUGCUCCAGCUAUGUGGCUUCCACCAGAGGCACUUCUUGUUCCUUUUGAGAACCGAACCGCCAAGGCUGUUGCUUGGGCAAGUCUGAAACAUCUCCGGGUGCCAAACCCAAUGCCAUGUAGUGAUAACUGUGGUGUGAGCAUCAACUGGCAUUUGUACACAGACUACACCAAAGGAUGGAGUGCAAGGGUCACCCUUUUUAACUGGGGAGAGACUAAUUUUGCAGACUGGUUUGCCGCUGUGCAAAUGGACAAAGCAGCUGCAGGUUUUGAGAAAAUGUAUUCAUUCAAUGCAACUCUUCUAGAUGGUGUAAACAAUACAAUAAUCAUGCAAGGUUUGCCAGGAUUGAACUACCUUGUAGCAGAAACAGAUGCAGCUGAUCCUCUGAGAGAUCCUAGGGUGCCUGGUAAGCAACAAUCAGUGAUCUCGUUCACAAAGAAAACUACUCCUGGAAUCAAUGUAGCUCAUGGAGAUGGGUUUCCCACUAAGGUAUUUUUCAAUGGGGAAGAAUGCUCUCUUCCUUCAGUGUAUCCAAGCAGUAGUGGUUUCAGGGAUGGUUUUUCAUUGGCUACUCCCUUGCUUCUAACACUGUUGAUGAUCCUCUUGUAGCGGUAAUAGUGGCUAUGUUUGAUUUUUGGCUCUGGCCUGCUGUGUCCCGAGACACCAUUUGAUUCAUAUAUUGACCUCACCACAGAAACUCAGUGGACUUAGUCGUGCUGUUGUAACAUUCUUGCCUGUGUCUGGGUUGGAUGUUGUGGCAGUCAUUGUUCAAUUUAUAUGUGAUUCUUUCGAGCGUGUUAUAGUACAGAAGAUUGUAGUUUUGUGUUAGAUGAUAGAAAUAUAUUCCUUUUUCUGUUAAAAGUUUAUUGUUUUUUCUUUUUUUAAAUAAUCGGGCCUCGUAAAUGAAGGAAGAUUGUUUUUUCUUUCCUUGUUUCUUUUGUUUGCGUUUUUAUCCGAGUAAUUCUUCCCUAGGCGAUGGUUUUCGUAAAUGUACUAUCAUUCAAAGUAAA
Messenger RNA from Glycine soja, 2738 nucleotides. RefSeq names its product COBRA-like protein 7. The record is from RefSeq and is a predicted model, not a curated record. The coding region runs from base 406 to 2337 and encodes 643 amino acids. Gene Ontology annotation, cellular component: membrane. Gene Ontology annotation, biological process: cellulose microfibril organization. Lineage: Eukaryota; Viridiplantae; Streptophyta; Magnoliopsida; Fabales; Fabaceae. The transcript is spliced from 2 exons.